Linum trigynum is the source of this 537-nucleotide messenger RNA. NCBI's taxonomy places the organism in Eukaryota, Viridiplantae, Streptophyta, Magnoliopsida, Malpighiales, Linaceae. The record is from the annotation of a GenBank genome assembly.
AUGGAGACUGAACCUACUGCACAAGCAACUCAACAGAGAGGUUCUAAAGACAACAUGGGUCAGCUGGGUAAGGAGCAUACCUUCAAGGGGGUUCCCCAACAGGAGAAAGAAGAUCCGGUCCAGCACAGGACUACAGAUCCAGUGGAUGCAAUGCCACCAAAGGAACACCUAGUGGAAGCACAAAAAACACCAAAGUCAGGGAUACAGGGACACGGAGCAAAUGUGGGAGCAGUAGCGAGAUUAAUCAUGGAAAAGCAAGAUGAAACUGAUGUAAGGAAAUCAAGAGUUAAAAGUUGGAGGAGACAGGGGCAAAAAAAACACAGGAAUGGGGAGAGCUCUCAAGUCACUCCUCAGAAGCGGAUUCUGGAAGAACAUAAUGAAGAUCUUCCUCAAAAGGAAGAGGAACAAAUGACGCAGAAGAAGGCUAGAAUCCUAGUUUUCCCUAAUGAAACAGCAAUGAUGAUUGAUGGUAAACAAACACAAAUGGAUGGCGAUGUGGCGGACUCUGCUUUGGAGCAGGACCGCCGAGCUCAAUGA